UCAAUAGAGACAAUUUGGUUAUUUGAAGCUCUGGUCUUCUCAGCCUAAUAGACUGGAUUUGAGACUUCCGAAAUAAUAUUUCCAACAUAUACAACAGUAUGAGUCCCAAACAGAUGCCUGAGAAGUGGACAUGUUCUUAUAUGAGCAAAGAAACGGAUGCAGACUUUCGGCCCAUAUACUUGAAAGCGAUACCUCGACCUAAAAUCACCCAUGGAUCACAGGAUGCGUGGUCACGCUUAUACUCUACUCCAACUGUUUCGGCCCUCAAGCGUUGCAACCCCGAACGUCGACCUUUCAGAGAUUCUCUCGACUUAUGGCUGGGCUCGACCUGCAAUCAGUUUGCGGAUUUUCCAAUCACCAAAAUGGAUGCAGUGCGACAAGCACUGACCUCACAGAAACGGUGUUUCUGCAAACCAUCACCAGUGAUAAUUGAAAGACCUUUUGACCACCCUCUUCGGAUAGCUCCUUUAUGUGAAUCGCCGACGAACAUCAACUACAUGAAACUGGCAAUAGAAUGUCCACACACAUCUCAAACGAACAAUGGAUAUUCCAGAAAAUUCGAAAAUGGGAACUUCUACCGAUCUUAAAAGAUGAAUACAGAAUGAAGAACUUCACGUAAAGCAUAUUGUAGAAGAAAAUAACAACAUGUCAGAGAAAAUAAAUGCAAUAAUAUGAUAAUCAAAGACAAACUUACAACUGGCUUGAGUACUCCAUAAACAUUUCAAAUAAAUUUCUAUAUCUCUAACACGUUUUUGAGAAUUU
Stegodyphus dumicola is the source of this 762-nucleotide messenger RNA. Its product is annotated as cilia- and flagella-associated protein 276. The record is from RefSeq and is a predicted model, not a curated record. NCBI's taxonomy places the organism in Eukaryota, Metazoa, Arthropoda, Arachnida, Araneae, Eresidae.